Molecule: messenger RNA, 4906 nt
Organism: Malaclemys terrapin pileata
Lineage: Eukaryota; Metazoa; Chordata; Testudines; Emydidae
Gene: FAM186A
Product: family with sequence similarity 186 member A
Exons: 7
Coding region: 704-4843 (1379 amino acids)
Source: RefSeq, a predicted model, not a curated record
GUCAUCGAAGGCAGUUGGACGAAACUAGCCCGGGUCCUCUUGGGAACGUACUAUUGCCCGGGGGGGAACCAUUCUGCGUGGUAUGGGAUGAGGUGUCAGAGGGGGUGUACCAUUCUCUACGCUAUUGGGAUUGUUCAGAGGGCAUGUACCAAUCUCUGUGGGGGAAUCAGUUGGAGUGGUCCUCUCCUUGUUUGUCCGUUGGGUGGAACGUGCCAUUCUCGGUGCAGGGAGGGGAUGCACGGGGGAAUGUACCAUUCUGUGUGCCCCUGAAGGGGCCAUUGCGCCACCUCAGGACGUGCCCAGCACAGAGCCAUCAUGUAGCAUCCAAACAGGGUGACCUCACGUCAAGGCUGCACAGAGCAAUGCAAGGGCCCCAAGGUGGGAUCAUGCCCCAUUGAGAUGCCAUCAUGGCCCUACAUCAUGCUGAGCCUGGGGCCAUGGAAGUGGAUUUCAAGUAUCACCAACCUCAAGCCUUCAAAACCAUGAGUCAGCCUUCAGAAGCGUAAGACUGAGUUAAAAACAAUACACUUGGGGCUCUUCUGGUUCAUGUUUGCCCUCUUUUCUCCACAACUCUGAGAUAAAGGCCGAGAGUCUCACAGUAAUCUCAGCACUCCAAGAUCUGAGGCUUCAAGAAGAAUACCAAAUAUUGUGAUACCUGUGACAAGUCACAAGAGUUACAACACUGCAUCACAUCAAGAUCUUGAUGAGCCUUAAACAGAGCAAUGAGAUAUCAAGAAAGCUGGGUCGUGUUGUACUCAAACAUCACUGUGACCCACAAGAUGCUGAAAUGUGGCUCUAUUUCACAGGCCCCAACAGAUGUUUUGUCACCCUUUUUAUCAGAGACAGAGGAGCUGUCCCCCACCCUCAGGAGGAGAAAAUUAAUCUACCCAGAAUAACAGGUGAAAUGUUGUCAGAAGGCAAAGAACAAGUAGGAGACACCCCCACUGUCCAGUGGGUCAGUGAUAUGGAGACCAAGCUGCUGACUUCCCUUGAUUAUACAGAAGGGUGUAUAAUGCAGCUAAUCGAUCUCUGCACACCUCUUGUGGAACACAGAAGGAAAAAGAGGGGGAAAUCAAUUGUUCCCAAAACUGGCAUGUGGAGAGCAUGGCGAGAAAAAGUUGCACAGAAACCUCAGGAAGCUCAGCCCUUGAGCCCUGAACAAAUGCUAGAAGAUGAAUCUGUAACUUUCUCCAGGACUUCUGAGCUCCUUACCAUGUUACAGGAAUUUGUAGGGUCAACACUGUUCAACAAAGCAGAAGUUGUUGUUGUUAAAUAUAUAGUGACAAUGGUGGCGAAUCUCACCAAAGCCUUCACUCUGCUAACCAAACAGUCCCGUGGCCUGCAAGCAAAGUAUGAUACCUUAGCAUCCCAGGAGUCCAGGAAGCAGGAAGUUCAGUAUGUGAACCUUCAAAAGGAAGUACAGGUGCUUAAUGAGAAAAAGGCAUCUUUGGAGGCUCAAGUCCAAAGCACUGAACACAAAUACAAGAUGCUUUUCAUAGCAAAUGAGGCAAUGCAAAAAGAACUGCACAAGGUGAAGGAAAAAGCAGCAGUAAAGACAGAACCGUCUUUAAGAGACAUGAAAUUUGGGGUCAGGGCUUCUUAUGAAAGGAAAUCCCAGGAAGAUGAUAAACAUCUGAGUAGGGAAAAGGAUGCGAAGCUGUCAGCUGAAAAAUCCCAGGCAGCCCUUGCUAAAUCCCCCAGUGGGAAAAGGGAGGCAAAGGUACCAGAUAAAAAGCUGCUUCAGAGACCAUUGGUAGAGAGAACAGAAGACACCGGUGACAAACAGGAUGCAAAGCUUCUAGAUAAAAAGCCAGCACUGAAAGCCUCAAUAGAGAGAGGUGAAGGCACCAGUGACAAACAGGAUGCAAAGCUUCUAGAUAAAAAGCCAGCACUGAAAGUCUCGACAGAGAGAGGUGAAGACACCAGUGACAAACAGAAGGCACAGAAAGCCCCAGUAGAGAGAACUCAAGACACUGUUGUCAAAUGGGAUGCAGUCAUCCCAGUGGAAAAACAAGAAGAGACUUCAGGAGACCUGGCUGGAAGAUGGCAUGAACAACCUCUGGACAGUGAGCAAACAGAGGCUGCUGACAAAUGGGAUGUGAACCUCCUGGGUGGAACCCAGGAAGUUGUUGAAGAUGUCACUCGUGAGUGGCAUGAGAUCCUGCCAGAUGAUCAUGAGCUCAAGGCUGACAGUGAAGAAGAAAUUGAAAGUCUCCCAUCCCCAACAGAGUUCCCAUGCCAAGGGGUCUCUAGGAAAGGAAAGCAGAGGAAGAGGAAGGAAAGCCUGGACACUGAGGAGACACAUACAAAAAUAUCUCAGAGCCCUAUCAGCAGAAGCAUGCUGGACCCAUCCACUGCACUGUAUGGGUUUAAUUCAGCUAUCCUGGCUUAUCUGGAGGAGAAGACGGAGAAACUAUGGAAAUGUCCCUCUCCUGGGAAGAGACAAGCAGAGAGGAUGCUGCCCAAGGACCCAGAAGCCCAAAGGCUCUACAUGGCCUUGGAGAGGAAACUGGAAGAAUUCUUCUCAAAAAUGAAGAUAAAAUAUUCUAGAAGCUUAGAGGAGCAGAAGCUUCCAAGGAGCCUGGAGCUGACUGAAGAUCGUGAGGAGGAGGCAAAGCCACCCUUGGAGGCUCUUCCUGGAAUGUUCAUUCCAGGGAAAGAAGUUCCUGGUCCCUCCAUCCAGUUGAGUGACCCUGACAGUUCCUUUUUGGAGUCCAAAGUUCCUGGGAUCUCACAAUGGGGACUCCCUGCAGCCCUGUUGAAGGAACCUAAUAUCUCAGCACAUUUUCCAUUUCCCAAGCAAUGGCAGCAGCAAUGGCAGCGACAACAGCAGGAGCAAUGGCAGGAGAAGGAAGAGGAAUGGUUUAAGGAGAUACAGAAGGAGCAGCAGUAUCAGAUGCAAUGGCCGUCACCACAGCCUGAGGAGCAGCUCCAGCAGCAGCUGCAAGGGGUAAAGGAGAAGGUAGAGGUGGAGCAGCAGGAAGAACAUCAGUUUGAGGAGCUGCAGCCACAGCAGGAGCCACUGCAGGAGGGGCAGGAAGAGGAGCAAACGCAGUGGAAGAAGCAGCUGGAGGAACAAGCAGAGGAGCAGAGACUGAGGCAGCAGCAGCUGGAGCAGCAGCAGAGGCUCUAUCAGCAGUGGCAGGAAGAGCAGCAGGAAAAGCAGGAGGAGCAGCAGAGGCUGUGGCGGCAGCAGGAGGAGGAGCAGGAGGAGCAGCAGAGGCUGUGGCGGCAGCAGGAGGAGGAGCAGGAGGAGCAGCAGAGGCUGUGGCGGCAGCAGCAGGAGGAGCAGCAGAGGCUGUGGCGGCAGCAGGAGGAGGAGCAGCAGAGGCUGUGGCAGCAGCAUGAGAGGGAGCAGCAGCAGCAGCGGGAGCAGCAGGAGGAGCAUCUGAAAUUAUGGCAGCAGGAGGAGCAAGAGCAUGAGCAGCAGGCAAGGCACUGGCAGCAGCAGGUGGAGGAGCAUGAGGAGCAGCUGCAGUUGUGGCAGCAGGAGCAGGAGGAACAUGACCUUCAGCUGAGGCAGUGGCAGCAGCAGGAGGUGAAGCAGCAGGAGCAGGAGAAGCACUGGCAGCAGCAGGUGGAGGAGCAUGAGAAGCAGCGUCAGUUGUGGCAGCAGGAGCAGGAGGAACAUGACCUUCAGCUGAGGCAGUGGCAGCAGCAGGAGGUGAAGCAGCAGGAGCAGGAGAAGCACUGGCAGCAGCAGUGGCAGGAGCAGCUACAGCAGUUGCAUGAACAGCAAGAGCUGCUGCAAAAACAGAUGCAGCAGGAGCAGUACCUGAUCCCAAGGCCUAAAACAGUUCCCCGGAGCAGAGAGCCUGGGACCCUGGAACACUUGACGAAACAGAUCCCACUCAGGCCAAGGAGAGACAUUGCAAAGGAAGAGGUGCUACUGUAUGAAUAUUUCAAGCCUUCUACCCAGCAAAUGGUUCCCACUCAGAGCAAAGUAUCCCUGCACUCUCAAGCUCAGUCUACUGAGGAGACUAGCUGGCUCCCGACGCUGGCUCAGAAGACCAAAGGGAAGAGCUUGGUGCCCUCCAGCAUGUCAGAGAAGCGGUACUGGGUGGAUGUGGAGGCUCAGAGGGAGAACUUGGUGCUGCUGGGGCAGGCGACCCAAAAGUGCAGACUACCCCCACACCUGCACAUGCAGGCGAAGGAGGUUAUCACUGAGACCCUGCACACUGAUGUUGAGAGGCUGGCUCUCCUCUUCCACAAAUACAUCUCCUUCUGCCACCUCCAGCAUGUCAGACAAACCUUAAUGUCCAGAUUGGAAGCUGCCAGAGCUGUAAAUGAUGGUGCUGAGGUCCGGAACUUGUAUACAUAUGUGGAGAGGGUGGAUGCUUACCGGAAAAAGGUGCUACAGUGCUGGGUGGCCAAACAGAAAACAGCAGAGCAGGCACGUCGACACUGCCUUGGCAAGAUGAUUUCCUUGUUUGCCCAGCUCCGCCUGAGCUCUGAACUCCACCUCAACAGCCCAUCCCCACUCGUGAUCAAAGCAGUGGAUGAAAUGAAGGAGUUCCCGUCCUCAGCCCAUGCCAGAUCCAAAUCCCCUGGCUAUCCAAGCCCCCUGGCAAGUGUGAAGAAAGUCAGAGACUUUAUGUAUCCAGCUGGAGUCAGUGAGCAGGUUUGUGACCAGAUAGAGUCAGUAUGGAGGACCGAUGUCAUCUCUCACAGUUUUCCUAUCGUUCCAAAACCCCAUGUGUCCCUGCUCUGGUCCCAGGCUGGUUUCCCAGAUAUCCCUAGAUUUCUGGAACUGGACGUGAGCUCAGUUAGGAGCAAACCCCUUAAGUCUCUACAGACACGAAUCCAGAACCUUCCUAGAUGGAAAACAUAUGGACACAAGUAAAAACCCAUGUAAAUAUAGGAUAGUCCAGAUGCAGUUUAAUGCACAACAGAAAUGUAUGUAGAA